GGCAGCCUCCUUCAGGCGUGGUUCUGAGGGAGCCAUGAAGAGCCGGCGGCGGUGGAGGUGGCGGUGGCAGCUCCACCGGCGAUUUGCUCUGAGCUUAGCCGCCUACACGCUGCUGCUCCUGCUGCUCGUGUCUUACACGCUGGAUUAUCGAGCCAGAAGGGGGCGCGCGGGCGAGGAGUUGCCCCACCGCUGCCCCAGCCUGGAGGAGGCGCUCGGCGACUGGGGCUGGGAAGAGCCGCCGCCGCCGCCGCCGCCACUCCCACCGGCGGCGGGAGAGGCUGAGGACGGGAACGCGACCGGGAGGGAGCCCAGCCCGGGGAGCAGAGCGGGCGGGAAGCGGCACAUCUAUUUGCACGCCACUUGGCGCACCGGCUCGUCUUUCCUGGGAGAACUGUUCAAUCAACACCCGGAUGUCUUCUACCUGUACGAGCCCAUGUGGCACUUGUGGCAAGCGCUCUAUCCCGGAGACGCGCUGAGCCUCCAGGGCGCCCUCCGGGACAUGAUGCGCUCUCUCUUCCGCUGCGACUUCUCGGUCCUGCGCCUUUACGCGACGCCGCCGGCCGGCCGCGACCCACUCAUCCCCUUGCCCGCCUCCUUGGGGCCCAAGUCGGGCAGCGGGAGCGGCAACCUAAGCACGGCGAGUAUUUUCGGGUGGCGGACCAACAAGGUGAUCUGCUCGGAUCCUUUUUGUCCCCACGCGGCCCGGGCCCGCGCGGACGUGGGCCUCGUCGACGGCGCCUCCUGCGAGCGGAGCUGCCCUCCGCGUCCUCUGCGAGAGCUGGAAGCCGAGUGCCGAAAGUACCCGGUGAUGGUGAUCAAGGACGUGAGGCUGCUGGAGUUGGGGGCCCUCCUGCCGCUGCUGCGGGACCCGGACCUCAACCUGCACGUCAUCCAGCUUUUCCGCGACCCCCGCGCCGUCCAUAAUUCUCGGCUCAAGGCCAAACAGGCGCUGCUCCGGGAGAGCAUUCAGGUGCUGCGCAGCAGGUAUCACGCCGAAUUCCGAGGACUGCCCCGCCGGCAGGUCCCGCCCGCAGCAGCCGCGGCCAUCGCCGGGCUCGGCGGUGGAGCCGUCCGGACACACCCGCAGCACCGAGCCGAAUUCUUCCUGAGCGGCGCCCUGGAGGUGAUCUGCCAGGCCUGGCUGCGUGACUUGAUCUUCUCCCGCCGGGCCCCCGCCUGGCUACGCCGCCGGUACACGCAAGUGCGCUACGAGGACCUGGUGCUGGAGCCGCGCUCCCAGUUGCGCCGCUUGCUGCGUUUCGCAGACCUUCCCGCGCUGCCCGCCCUCGAGGCCUUCGCCUUCAACAUGACCCACGGGGCCGCCUACUCCUCGGAGCGCCCCUUCCUCAUCUCCGCCCGCGAUGCGCGGGAAGCCCUCCACGCCUGGCGGGAGCGGCUCAGCCGGGAGCAGGUGCGCCAAGUGGAGGCUACCUGCGGAGAAGCCAUGAGGCUCCUCUCCUACACCGCCGAGCAGCGAAAAGGGGGUUCGGCGGGAUUCCGCUAGGGGACGCUCCAACGCUUCUCCUCAUCCAGGCUAACAGACCGGUUGCUCACUUAUGAUAGACGAUUUCUGGAUGGAGCUCUUGACUUCUAAAGACACUGGAACACUCAAUGAACUGCAUUUUCUACUGUAACUUCUGCAUGGCAGAAUGAAUACUUACAAGCUUUAAUGAAAUUGUUUUUUUUAUUAUGAACAAAAAACUCUUUAAAUAUGACAUUUGUCACAGUGCAAUAUCUGUGCCCCUCUAGGUUUUGAAGUGUUUUAUCUUCAGUCAACAAAUGUGUUACUUGUUUUUAAUCAUACUUGCUACAUUCAAACCAUCUACUAACUAUACCAAGUAAAAACACGAGUGGAAUUUAGAAUCUCAGGCAAUCCAGCUAUGACUUUUGACCUUUUCAACCUACCCAAAGACUUGUCAACAAUAGAAGCAGAAAUCUUAAAGAUCUGUUGAUUAUUCCUCCCACAUUUUACACGCGCGCACACACACACACGUGUGUGUGUGUGUGUGUUUGUGUGUACAUAAACACUCUUCUGCUGUCCCUCCAUCUAUCCCCUUUUGAGCUAAUAUAAUGAACAGAAAUUUCCAUCAUCAAAAAGAGAAAAUGGUGUGGAGGAGUAGAAAGAAAGUCUGACUCAUUUUUGAUCUUACAGGGGAAAAGCCAACUUACAUAGAAGUUUAGAAAUAGUCCCAACAUAUACAGAUUUUAGUAGAAUACUCAUAUCAAAAUCUUUGUACCAUCUUUCAUAAACAUAAGGUCUCAACUCUAGACUUGCGCAAAAUGGUGCUAUCUUAUGAAACCACAUCAAAGUAAAUGGAAAGAACCAUUUGUUUUAAGGCACGGCCUAGUUGCUUCUGCCUCAGUGCCUGAGAUGGACCACUUCACUUCACCCAAAAGUAUUCACAGAAGGACCUCUGCAUGCAUGCACAAAAGCCCAUAGAAAGCCCUCAAAGCAGCCUAGUUAGUACACCAUCUAGACUGGUAUCAAAGAAGAAUCCUGACUAAAGAAGGUGUAAGAUAAAUAGUAUCUUCCCUAGCUGUUUUUAAAGCCCUCCCUUACCAUUUCUUCUCCCUCAUUUGAUUCUCUCCUUCCCUUAAAAGUUUACCAUCAACAAGAUUACACUAUUGCUCUGUUACUAUGCUGAUGACUUGAAAAAGCAGGUGUGCCUUUUUAUUGUUUUAAAUGAAGUUGAUCAUAUAAUACAAGAAAUGCACUCUAUAUUGGAUUUAAUUUCAACUAUUUUUUAAAAAGUCUGAAUAUGGCCACUGGUUCAAUAAAUUAAAAUAUGGAGUGAUUUUUAUUGUCAACAGUGUUAUUAUUACUAUAGAAAUUGGGACAAGGGGUUAAACUGACACGCUUGAGACCAAAAAUGACCUUUGUAACCAGAAAGGGAGAUCAUCUUGACUAAGAAAACCAACUUCAAAUCUAUUGCUACCUUGGAAUGAUGAAAAUGGUAGGUAGACAUCAUGUCAUAAACAUACGUUAUAUUGCAAACCAAAUGGCUGUA
Pseudonaja textilis is the source of this 3008-nucleotide messenger RNA. It is a transcript of the gene CHST7, whose product is annotated as carbohydrate sulfotransferase 7. Gene Ontology annotation, cellular component: Golgi membrane. NCBI's taxonomy places the organism in Eukaryota, Metazoa, Chordata, Lepidosauria, Squamata, Elapidae. The record is from RefSeq and is a predicted model, not a curated record. Gene Ontology annotation, biological process: N-acetylglucosamine metabolic process; carbohydrate metabolic process. Gene Ontology annotation, molecular function: chondroitin 6-sulfotransferase activity; N-acetylglucosamine 6-O-sulfotransferase activity.